AAUACUAUAAAGAGCUCCUCUCUUGGCUGUCGUCUGCCACACAGACAAUCUGACUUCCUACCGAGGAUUUAUUUAAACCCCCACCCGACAGCGACGACACUCAAACCCCCCCCCAUCGAGCCUUGCCAGCAUGUGUAAAGGACGAGCAUCCAUGCCGACGUGCUGCUUGGAAAGGGCCAAAGAGCUGAAAGCAAGGCUGGGAAACAUUUUGCACCAGUCACAAUGGAGGCCGUUCAGCUGUAAAAUGGGGAGAAACAAGCCAACGCUGGAGGAAUGCCUGAGGUGGAAAGGAUCGUUUGAACAGCUCCUGUCGAGCAAAUGCGGAUUGUACGCUUUCACCGCCUUCUUAUUAUCCGAAUUCAGCGAGGAGAACAUCGCCUUCUACUUUGCGUGCGAAGAUUACAGGAGCACCAAAUGUCGCGCCAAACUACCCGCCAAAGCCCAGAAAAUCUACAAUGAAUUCAUCGGCAGCGACGCCCCGCGCGAGAUUAACAUCGACCAUGAAACCCGCGACAUCACCAAAGCCAACAUGCACUCGCCGUCACCGUGCUGCUUCGACCAGGCGCAGCACAAGAUCUACAUGCUCAUGGCCAAAGACUGCUACCCGCGCUUCCUGCGCUCGCCGGCCUUCAGGGAUCUCGUCAGUGAAGCCAAGCCAAGCGGCAAGCCGCCAAAAGAGCCCCGGCUGGUGAAGAAGGCGUGAAAGGAAGCCGUGCUGAGCGUCAAAAGGGGUGGUGUCCCUCUCGUGAAAGACUUCGCGCUUUGAAAGCCGGAAAAGAAAGAAAAUGUGGGAUUCCUGACCCCCCCCCCCCCCACCCCCACCGCGUAACUGGAGUUUCAAUGAAAAGCGGUCAGGUGGUCAAGAAAGGUGGUUCGGAGAAACCACAAGCGGAAGCUUGUGAGAAAUGGAAUCACACUUUUUUAAAAGUUUGCCUAUACUAAAAAACAAAACCGGUGUCGGUGUCGAGGCAAACGCGUUUGUAACGUCUAUGUCACGAUGUCUGUUUGUGACGAAACUGAUUUUUGUAUUUCUGUGGCUGUAUUUUGUGUGUUUUUACAAACGAAAAGGCUCUAAAUCACGUGCAAUAUCAUAUAUUGAGAUAUGAAGGUUGUAUUUUUACACAGCAGCAAAUAAAGUUGACACGCUCAAUUAA
Hippocampus zosterae (dwarf seahorse) is the source of this 1154-nucleotide messenger RNA. RefSeq names its product regulator of G-protein signaling 5-like. The record is from RefSeq and is a predicted model, not a curated record. Lineage: Eukaryota; Metazoa; Chordata; Actinopteri; Syngnathiformes; Syngnathidae. Bases 131 to 703 code for a protein of 190 amino acids. The transcript has 5 exons.